Aspergillus nidulans FGSC A4 is the source of this 4053-nucleotide messenger RNA. Its product is annotated as protein hxnS. NCBI's taxonomy places the organism in Eukaryota, Fungi, Ascomycota, Eurotiomycetes, Eurotiales, Aspergillaceae. The transcript is spliced from 5 exons. The coding region runs from base 1 to 4053 and encodes 1350 amino acids. The record is from RefSeq and is a predicted model, not a curated record.
AUGGACGCCCUCCUUCCGAGAUCAUCGCCACAGCUCAAGUUCUACCUAAACGGGACUCCCAUCUCACUAACCAGCCCACAUCCUCGCUGGACACUGCUCGACUUUAUCAGAUCGCAGGACGGUCUCAAGGGAACGAAGCUGGGGUGCGGUGAGGGCGGCUGCGGUGCCUUAUCUGGAAAGCAUGUUAUCACAAUCGAGGGCUUGGGCACCGUUGACCACCCCCAUCCGCUCCAAGAACGGAUCGCCCAACUCCACGGCUCACAAUGUGGUUUCUGUACCCCGGGUAUAGUCAUGUCAUUAUAUGCUAUGAUCCGAAAUGCGUACGACCCUGUGACGGGGAAGUUCCAGCUAUCCGCGGAUGAUAUCGAGAGUAAGGGGCAUCUAGAUGGGAACCUUUGCCGGUGCACGGGCUACAAACCCAUCCUCAAUGCAGCGAGGACAUUUAUCGAAGAUGAUCUGGGAUCUGUGCCGAGCAUUGUCGAGUCAGAGUUGGUAGGCACGGAGGAAGAGACGGAGAGUGAUAUGGGCGCGCACUCAGGAUCUGGUGAUACGGGAUCAAGGUCAAGCGGCUCCUGCGGUCGUCCUGGGGGCUGCUGCAAAGAUAGCCCUGGCAUUUCGUCGUGUUCCUCCAGAGAAACAGACAUGACCACGCCCUCACUGCCAGAUUCUCCCGUCUUGAAACAGUAUGACUUUAUCCCAUACACACCAACCACCGAACUAAUUUACCCGCCCGGACUCGCCAAAUUCGUACCCGAACUGCUCUGUUACGGUGACGCUGAGCAGGCCUGGGUGAAACCAAGGUCAGUGCAAGAGGCACUGGAGAUUCUCUCGCAGUGCCCGUCUGCUACCCUUGUGACUGGAGCAAGCGAGGUGCAGGUUGAUGUCCGGUUCAAAGACUUCAGGCCGUCUGUCUCUGUGUUUGUCGGCGAUAUCACUGAGAUGACUGGUAUAUCAUGGAGUGAGGAUAUGAAGACGCUGUAUAUCGGCGGCUCUGCCUCUCUAUCCGAUAUAGAGGCUGAGUGUCUGCGGUGUAUACCGCUGCUCAAGGCAGUAAAUCUCGGCUCCGAAUCGGUGCUUUCCGCCAUCGCUAGAACUCUGCGCUACUUUGCAGGCCGGCAGAUCCGCAAUGCUGCCUGUCUGGCGGGAAACAUUGCCACGGCGUCUCCCAUUUCAGACAUGAACCCGCUUCUUCUGGCUGUGGGUGCAACCGUCCAUGCACGAACUUCGGCGGAAGAGACGACCAUCCCAAUGUCCGAGAUGUUCAAGGGUUACAGAAAGACAGCCCUUCCAUCCGGCUCGCUUAUCACGAAGAUCGCUGUCCCCAUGCCAUCCAAAGACCAGAUCGAGAUCGUCAACGCAUACAAACAGGCAAAGCGAAAGGACGACGAUAUCGCCAUUGUCACUGCCGCAUUCCGCGUUCGUAUCGCCCCUGGUCCAGAUUAUACUGUGCAGGAGGCAUCGCUGGCCUUCGGCGGCAUGGCGCCUACCACUGUCCUGGCACACAAGACCGCAUCUGCCCUUGAAGGGAAACGCUGGGGUGACGAGGCUGUGCUCGAUAUCGUUCUCACCUCUCUUGGAGAAGAGUUCAACCUUCCUUAUAGCGUCCCCGGGGGAAUGGCGACAUACCGAAGGACAUUGACACUCUCCCUCUUUGUGCGGUUCUGGAACUACGUAAACCAGAAGCUGGGUCUUGAAUACGACAGCGAUCUCAUUGAAGAAAUCCACAGGGGUAUUUCCACAGGGACCCGAGACGACGACAAUCCGCACGCUCAGCGAGUCGUCGGACAGCAGAUUCCGCACCUCAGUGGCCUGAAACAUGCAACGGGCGAGGCCGAGUAUGUCGAUGAUAUGCCUCCGCUGCAUAGGGAGUUGCAUGGGGCACUUGUUCUAUCAGAACGUGCUCAUGCGAAGAUCCUCAGUGUCAACUGGACCCCUGCACUUGAGCGGGGCGCUGUGGGAUAUGUUGAUCAUACUUCUCUCCCCGAAGAAAAGAACCACUGGGGUCCCGUUGUGCACGAUGAGCCGGUUUUUGCUAAGGGUGAAGUUCACGCACACGGCCAACCGAUUGGUCUUGUGUAUGCAGAUGACGCAAUGACUGCACAGAUUGCGGCUAAAGCUGUCAUAGUUACAUAUGAGGAUCUGCCCGCUAUACUGACAAUUGACGAGGCAAUCGAAGCGAGGUCCUUCUUCAACUACGGGAAGGAGCUCAGACGGGGCGCGCCGCCUGAAGAGAUCAGAAAAGAGUUGGAUGACUGUGAAUAUACUCUCUCAGGCACAACGAAGAUUGGAGGGCAAGAGCAUUUCUAUCUUGAGACGAACGCUGCCAUCGCGGUACCACAUACAGAGGACGGGAGUAUGGAUGUUUGGAGCAGUACCCAGAACACAAUGGAGACGCAAGACUUCCUCUCUCAGGUGACAAACGUCCCACGCCAUAAGAUCAACGCCCGGGUCCGUCGUAUGGGCGGCGCCUUUGGUGGAAAAGAGUCUCGAUCGGUCCCAAUAGCGUGCAUCGUCGCCGUUGCGGCGAAGAAAGCACGCCGUCCCGUCCGGAUAAUGCUCAACCGCGACGAAGACAUGAUGACCUCCGGCCAACGACACCCUGUUCAGUGCCGGUGGAAGGUCGGCUUUAAUCGCGAGGGAAAACUACUCGUCCUUGACGCAGAUACCUACAAUAACGCGGGCUACUCAGUAGAUAUGUCUGCCGCGGUAAUGGACAGGUGCCUCACGCAUAUCGAGAACUGCUACUACAUCCCGAAUGUCUGGCUGCGCGGGUGGGUGUGUAAGACAAAUACGCACUCCAACACGGCAUUCCGUGGCUUUGGGGCGCCGCAGGCUAUGUAUAUCACUGAAAGUAUUAUCAGUGCGGUGGCAGAGAAAGUGGGUAUCGAUGUCGACGAGAUCCGGCGGAGGAAUCUGUAUCAGGUCGGGCAGCGCACCCCCUUCAACCAGGUGCUUGACGAGGAUUGGCAUGUUCCGUUGCUGCUUGAGCAAGUGCGCGAGGAGGCAGACUAUGAUGCGCGCAAGAAGGAGAUCGAACGGUUUAAUAGCGAACACCGCUGGCGCAAACGAGGAAUAGCCCUGAUUCCCACCAAAUUCGGCAUCUCCUUCGCGACCGCCCUCCAUCUUAAUCAGGCGUCCGCUGCCGUCCGUGUCUACACAGACGGAUCAGUUCUGCUCAACCACGGGGGUACGGAGAUGGGCCAGGGCCUCUAUACGAAGAUGGUGCAGGUUGCAGCGCAGGAACUGCGGGUUCCGGUCGACCAGGUCUACACGCAGGACACGUCGUCUUAUCAGACAGCGAAUGCGAGUCCCACAGCGGCAAGUUCGGGGAGUGAUCUCAAUGGGAUGGCGAUCAAACAUGCUUGCGACCAGAUCAAUGAACGGCUCAGGCCGUACCGGGAGAAGUAUGGGGAGGAUGCAGACCUAGGUACGAUUGCCAAAGCUGCCUACCGAGAUAGAGUGAACCUCUCAGCCGCCGGGUACUAUAAGAUGCCCACUAUUGGAUAUGAGUGGGGGAAUUAUUCCGAAAAUGUAAAGCCUAUGUAUUUCUAUUUUACUCAGAGACAGGGAGUGGCAUGCACCGAGGUCGAGCUCGACCUGCUUACAGGCACACACACAGUCCUCCGUGCAGACCUCAAGAUGGAUAUUGGCCGCAGCAUAAACCCUGCGAUUGACUACGGACAGAUUGAGGGCGCAUUCGUGCAAGGGCAGGGUCUGUUCACGAUGGAGGAGUCCCUCUGGACGCGAUCCGGACAACUGGCAACCCGCGGGCCAGGCACGUACAAGAUUCCGGGGUUCGCUGAUAUCCCGCAAGUAUUCAAUUCAAGCAAGGGAAUCGGGGAGCCACCACUUUUCAUGGGGAGCAGUGUGCUCUUCGCGCUGAGGGAUGCGCUCAGCCACGCGCGGAGGGAGAGGGGGGUAAGCGAGCCGUUGGUGCUAGACAGCCCAGCUACGGUGGAAAGGCUGAGGCUUGCUGUUGGAGACGACUUGGUGCACAGGGCGCAGGUUCAGAGGAAGGAUGGGGAGCAGGGAUUUUUCGUUGCUGUUGCCUGA